AUGAACGAUAUGAAUUAUAAACCAUCCAAAUGUUUAUUAGAUGAUUAUCAACUCACCCACAAAUCCAUCAACACUUUAACUUCUUCAUCAUGGUCAGGUUUAGGAUUAGAUUCAAGGUUAAUCCAAAACAUAGAACUUGAAGCUCAAUUACUUGAUCAUCGAAUCAUUUCUACCAUCUUAAAGAUCCAUCAUCUAGAAUUAUACAUACCAUGCCAUCCAAACUCAUCAACAUCAUAUCUAAUUGGAAUCAUCAAUCUGACGAUCAUCAAUUCAUACGAACCUACCAAGCUUUCAAGGAACCCUAACCAACUUAAUCCUUCUACUCUUUUGGUUUGUCUUUCGUCUGUCAAAUUAAACCAACUUGGAAAAUCUAUUAAAAGCUUAAUUGAUGGGAUCCAAGAAAUAUGUUUGUAUGAACUUAAUGAUCAAUCAUCACUUUCGAACACACUCAAUGAUCUUGAAAACUUAUCAUCAUCAACACUGUCACCUAAUUUUUUAAUUUCAAAUUUAAAUAAACUUUUGAUUUUAAUUGAAAAGAGGAUAUGUUAAUUUGAUGAGGAAUUAAAGAGNUUAAUCAUCGAUUUAAGAUUAGAUACCACCACGUCUAAAAUCAAUCAUCAUUAUAUAUCAGAACUCAAUUUAUUAUUGAAUUAUAUCCCUUCAAAUGUUCAAUUGAUUUUUAUUUCUUCUACUACAUUCGAUCAAGAAAAAAACAUAAACUUAUCUUACCUUAUAGACCAAUCUAUAAACCGAUCAAUCCAUCAUAACUUAUUAAACUCAUUAUCUUUAAACGAGAAUUCUAA
Molecule: messenger RNA, 803 nt
Organism: Melampsora larici-populina 98AG31
Lineage: Eukaryota; Fungi; Basidiomycota; Pucciniomycetes; Pucciniales; Melampsoraceae
Exons: 3
Coding region: 1-549 (182 amino acids)
Source: RefSeq, a predicted model, not a curated record